Messenger RNA from Coffea eugenioides, 1390 nucleotides. RefSeq names its product 5'-adenylylsulfate reductase-like 5. Bases 176 to 1087 code for a protein of 303 amino acids. The transcript is spliced from 4 exons. Lineage: Eukaryota; Viridiplantae; Streptophyta; Magnoliopsida; Gentianales; Rubiaceae. The record is from RefSeq and is a predicted model, not a curated record.
AGCUGCUACACUUUGCUACUCUUUCUUGCUUUAUGCACCCUUUUGUCCUUGUCUUCUUCUUCUUCUUCGACGUUGAGAAUUGGGACUAAAUUUUCGAGGCCAGCACACUCCCCUCUCCCUUCUCCCCCAAACCCAAAAGAGAAAAUCGAAAAAAGUCGGAAACUUUUUGCUGAAAAUGGUCGUGUUUCUGAGACUUGCGAUGCUCCUUUGGAUAUGCAUUUGCGAUGGAGUUUGUCGUUCAUGCGCUGUCGCCUCAUCAUCUUCGUCGCCAGCUAUGUGCCGUUCUCCUUCACCCCAAUCCAACCCUCCUUUUCUUACUCAUCUGCUUUCUCAGUGCCAUCUUUCCUAUUACCGUCCCAACUUCCCCGUUGAGAUGAAUGGAGACUCCCGCGAGAGAGCCCUAAGUUCCAAAUCAGGGAACACAUAUACUGCUGUGCUUUUCUAUGCCUCCUGGUGUCCAUUUUCACAGGAUGCCCUUUCAGCCUUUGAAGUCUUGGGUUCCUUGUAUCCUGAAAUUGAUCAUUUAGCCGUUGAACAAUCUUCAACCGUGCCAAGCUUGUUUUCAAGAUAUGGCAUACAUAGCUUACCAGCUAUAAUAAUUGUGAGCCAAAAGUCCAGGACCCGUUUUCGUGGUUCUAAAGAUCUAGACUCCCUUAUCAAAUUUUACAAGAAAACCACUGGACAUGAACCAGUUCAAUACAUUGCUGUGGAUCAGUCUGGCAAUUCAGGAAGUGGUGGAAAGUCCAUGGUGGUAUCGCGAUGUGGGUCAUCUGCAAAGGAAACGUUGACAAGAGAGCCCUACUUAUUUUUCUCUGUGUUAUUCCUUUCUUUACGAGUGAUGGUGUACGUGUGCCCAAAAUUUCUUUUUCAUUCAAGAAAUCUCUGGGUAUCUUUCCGCCCCCAUUUGAAUUUGGAAAUUUUUGGAGGGACAAGCGAAAUCUUAGGGAUGACUGAUUUCAAGAGAGUUUGGACCAAGAUUAGAUUGUGUAAUCACAGGAAUUUCCACCUGGGUGCAAGCAAUGCAAGAGUGUUCGCUUCGUCUUUCGCUUCCGUCUCCUUGGGUGAAACUUCGCUAUCUAAAUUGUGAUCUUGAGGUAAAUUUGAUCUCACUUUUACUGUGAAAAUAUUCAUAAACUCUAUAGAGUGACACCAAAAGGUUUUAUAGGUAAGAGUUACUUUGUCUUUUGUUUUCAUCUAACCACCAUCCCAAAGUUGUGAGCAAGGUGGGAGUGGAUGGAUGGCCUUGUAAAUCAGAAAAGUUGUGAGCAAGGUGGGAGUGGAUGGAUGGCCUUGUAAAUCAGAAAUAGCUAUGUAAAUUAUGUUGAAAGAAACAUUUUAAUAUGGUAGAGUCGUGAAACAUGACAAUGGUAAAGAAACACUUUUGUAUCCA